Lolium rigidum is the source of this 915-nucleotide messenger RNA. Its product is annotated as protein REVERSION-TO-ETHYLENE SENSITIVITY1. Gene Ontology annotation, biological process: regulation of ethylene-activated signaling pathway; response to ethylene. The coding region runs from base 105 to 830 and encodes 241 amino acids. The record is from RefSeq and is a predicted model, not a curated record. Gene Ontology annotation, cellular component: endoplasmic reticulum; Golgi apparatus. The transcript is spliced from 3 exons. NCBI's taxonomy places the organism in Eukaryota, Viridiplantae, Streptophyta, Magnoliopsida, Poales, Poaceae.
CCCCUACGUGCACACCAGAUCGCGGAGGACCCUGCCCGCCGAUAUUCUCCGCAAAGGUCGACAUGGUCAUGGGAUUCUAAUUUGUAUAAGUUCAACAAGCAUUAAUGUUAACUGAAGUAUUUACCACCAUGGAGAUUCAAGCUGAUUUUGAUGUUGAAGAUAUCAGAUCAAAGAAUGAACUGCAGGAGUUGUGGCCAGUUGGUGAGAUAGAUCCAAAGAGAGGGAGAUUCCCUUGUUGCAUUGUCUGGACUCCUCUUCCUGUAGUUUCAUGGCUUGCUCCCUACAUAGGGCAUGUUGGAAUCUGUCAGGAGGAUGGGUCUGUCCUGGAUUUUGCUGGAUCAAAUUUAGUGAGCAUGGAUAAUUUCGCAUAUGGUUCUGUUGCCAGAUACCUCCAGCUUGACAGAAAAAAGUCCUGCUUUCCUUCUAAUCUUGCGGCGCAUGUAUGUGAGUGUUCCUACAAGCACGCGGAAGUGGGAACAGCAACAUCAUGGGACGGCGCCCUACAACUUGGCACGAGACAUUUCCAGCACAAGUACUACAAUCUGUUCACAUGCAACUGCUACUCAUUUGUGGCAAACUGCCUGAACCGGCUUGCCCACGGUGGCUCGGUGGAGUGGAAUGUCUUGAACGUGGCCGCUCUUGUUUGGCUCCAUGGCGAAUGGGUGGACAAGAUGUCUAUUGUUCGGUCAUUCGCCCCUUUCGUAAUUGUGUCGUGCAUUGGCAUUUUAAUGGCUGGCUGGUCGUUCCUAAUAGGGAUAUCGGCAUUCUGUUCUCUUCUGAUAGGGUGGUUUGUCUUUGCUGUAUACUGCUCGAAAGGUUUGGUGUGCUGAGUAUAACAUUGCGACUGGAUCCGGUGAGAAGUUGUGGCAAUAACUCUGUAGGCCAUUCAUCCGUCCUCAUGAUUAUUCUUGUGGA